CAAAGCGGGGGGCCCCUGGUUCAUCUGCAGCCGGUCUAGGUGGUGAAUGUGAUGAAUACGCGCACGCGGUGGAGGAAGCCCGGGCCAUGAAAUACCACAUCGACGGGGGAUUCCCUAGCUGUCGAGCCUGUUGGGGCCGGGGUAGCGGGGUCUCUCCGACGCUCCACGAAAUGGUCCGCGAAAACGGUCCACGAGACGAGGCUAGAGCAACAAAGUGCCCUCGCCGCCGGCCAGUCCAGACCAGUCACAACCCAGGCUCGACUCACUGAUCAGUCGCAAUUCGCUGGCCACUGCCGGUUUGCUCGAAACAAGGUUUGGCCCUUCGUGCUGCCCGAUACAUCCCGGCAUCAGCCA
Messenger RNA from Ilyonectria robusta, 354 nucleotides. RefSeq lists its product as uncharacterized. NCBI's taxonomy places the organism in Eukaryota, Fungi, Ascomycota, Sordariomycetes, Hypocreales, Nectriaceae. Bases 87 to 269 code for a protein of 60 amino acids. The record is from RefSeq and is a predicted model, not a curated record. The transcript has a single exon.